Molecule: messenger RNA, 1623 nt
Organism: Hyaloscypha bicolor E
Lineage: Eukaryota; Fungi; Ascomycota; Leotiomycetes; Helotiales; Hyaloscyphaceae
Exons: 1
Coding region: 1-1623 (540 amino acids)
Source: RefSeq, a predicted model, not a curated record
AUGGUUCCCUGCGGAAUCAACUGUGAGUUCAAUAUCGAGGUCGCACGAGACGAUGCCUCCAUCAUUGCAACAGACUAUGAUGGUCCGCGCAGAGAUAUUGGAUACACUAUCGAAGUCAACGAUAUCGACGUCACUAGGAGAAACUGGGGUUUCGUUCCAACUCUUGCACAUGUUAUCCAGUCGCCGAAAUCUAAAUUCGAGCAGAUUAGAGAGUCCAUUCAACAAUCUGAGACUUUCAAGAACCUCGACGGGAUGCUUAAGCAGUCUAAGGUGUCGAUUCAACACUCGAAGACCGUUAAGAAUAUCAAUAAGAUUCUUCAACAAUCUAAGGAGAAGGUUGAUGAGCUCUUCCAAGAGCCAAAGCAGAAUCUUGACGACAUGUUAAGUCGGUUACGAAACACAAUUACCAAAGUCAGUCUUCGGAAGACGAGCUAUGGCAACAUUCGCGAGGUUUCGAAGCCAAUUACGCAAACUCCUCGAAGUGAUCGCACCGAUAAUCAUGGAGUGUCUUCUCCGUCCAGAAUGAAGAGGCAAGCAUCGAUGUUCUUGACAACUACCAAGUCAAUUUCCAACAACCUUCGCAAUUUUAUCAGCAAUAGAUUUCCACGACCCGCAACCCCUGAUCCCGUGUACUAUCCUAUCGUCACGUACGACAUGCCGGAAGAACAAACGGAAGGCAUCUCUCGUUGGGUCAAUAACGCACACGAAGGUGAAGAAGACCCGACCAACCGAGAUCUCUUCAAAGUCAUCACCACUGCGCAACUUCUCAAGAUGAAGGGCGCUGAUAUGGACACAAUUGAACGUCUCCGCCACUACCGUGUUCCCCCUUCCACUCCCGUCCCUCAAGAGAAUCGUGAAGCACUUGCAGCUGCACUUGAGACCGAUAGAGAGGAACAACUUGAUGGAGAGGAGCCAUAUCUCGAGGAGCUCGAGGAAGAGUAUGAAAUCCCGCCCAAGCGCAAGGACUUAAUUAAGUAUCUCGGCCUUGAAUCGAAUAGUCUUCAUAUCAUGAAGGAUCCCACCUAUGCGUACGACGACCCUGCCAAUCUCUCCGACUACUACAAGAUUUCAGUCAACUGCUCUGACGAGGAUUUGCUGGAAGAACUCGAGGAUCUGAAGAUUCCUAGAUGGGAGGGACCCGAGGCUGACCCAGACUACAACCCGCGCGACUAUGACCGCCCUGCCCGAACGGAUUGGAUGCAACCCCCUCGAACUCACAAGCCAUCCCACAGCAUCAUCCUCUGGCUUUGGAGCCGAGGUCACAGCCACCACAAGAUCGUACAGACGAUUCAACUCCUGGAUCCGUCUUUCCUCCGUGACUUCUCUGGUCACAUCUGGAAGGGCUUAUUCAUUCCGGAGUACACUGAGAUGACCGACGGGAUUAUCGAAAAGUUGCGCGUGCUGGCUCCCGCCCCAUUGCACGAAUGGGAGGUUCCAGGAGCAUUGGAUAGGCAUGGCAAGGAAUUCUCCGAUACUUACAAGGAUCUGAGAAACCAACAGUGCAUUGAUAAUCUCAUGAAAUUCACUGAAAGGGUUAUCACAAACCACUUCUUUUACCGCAUUCGCAGGGGCUAUAUCUCGUAUGGCGACAUCAACAUUCAACAUGCUGGGACUACCAAGUGA